GACAUGAAGGCAUGAAUGCAGAGAGCUUGCUGGUCUCGGCGUCCAUCAACAUCGGCUUCGCUCUCUUAAUUCUCUCCCUCUUCUCCAUCCUCCAAAAGCAGCCUUCCAAUGCUCCCAUCUACUUCGCCCGCCGCCUCUCCCAGCACCGCCCCGUCUCCCUCCACCCCCGCCUCCUCCCCUCCCCCGCCUGGAUCCGCCUCGCCCUCUCCGUCACCGAGGACGAGAUCCUCGACACCUGCGGCCUCGACGUCUUGAUCUUCAUCCGCCUCUUCAAAUUCGGGAUCAAUUUCUUCUUGGUUGGCUCUUUGGUCGGCUUAUUUGUACUAGUCCCGAUUAACUAUCUAACCGGGGAUGGAGAGCAAGCCGGCCAUUCUCAUUCUUUGGAUGCCUUCACAAUAACCAACAUUACCAAAGGCUCGGACUGGCUUUGGGUGCAUUGCGCGUGCUUAUACUUCGUAUCCUUUUAUGGAUUAUACCUACUACACAAGGAAUAUGAAGAUAUUCUCGACAAGAGGAUCCAACAACUACAUCUUAUGAGGCAUGAGCCAAAUCAGCUCACUGUUUUGGUUCGAGAAAUUCCAUUUUGUGAAGAACACAAUGCCCACGAUUGCGCUGUUGAUCACUUUUUCUCAAAGUAUCAUCCACAUUCAUAUCAGUCUUAUCAAAUCCUUUAUGAUGGACGCGAACUCGACAAAUUAUUGAACCAAUCAAAAUCGGUUAGAAAAAAAAUUGAGAAGGUGCGGAAUCGUUUAGAGAAUAAAAAACAAAGCAUGAAUUUGCCCGAAUCAGAAGCAUUGAGAAAUGAUGCAGAGAUGGAACGGCUAAAGGAACAGCUUCGGGACAUCGGUCACAAAAUACAGUUUACACAGAGUAAAGAUCAGCUUCAAGCUAAGGAACUUCCGGUUGCUUUUGUCACAUUCAAGUCACGUUGGGGUGCUGCAUUAGCUGCUCAAUCUCAGCAGACGUCUAACCCUGUUAUAUGGGUAACUGAAAUGGCUCCAGAACCGAGAGACGUACUUUGGAAAAACUUGGCAAUUCCUUUCAGAUACAUGCCUCUUUACAAGUGUGGUGUAUAUGUAUCAGUAACAGUACUUACAAUCUUCUUUGCUGUACCUGUUACUGCCGUUCAAGGAAUUGCAAAAUUUGAACGUCUAAAGAAAUGGUUUCCUCCUGCCAUGGCUGUUCAGUUGAUACCUGGAUUCAGCUCUUUCGUGACAGGCUAUCUUCCAGGUGCCAUUCUCAACGGUUUUGUCUAUAUCGUUCCAUUUGCCAUCAUAGAAAUGGCAAAUAUUUCAGGCUAUGUAUCAAGGAGUCGGAAGGAUAUAAAAGCGUGCAAUAUGGUUUUCUAUUUUCUCGUUGGAAAUGUUUUCUUCUUAAGUCUGUUAUCGGGAUCAUUAAUAGAUCAGAUUGGUGAAUAUUUCAGCAAUCCUAGGGAUUUUCCUGGUCGUCUUGCAAGUGCUGCCACUGCUCAAGCAGAUUUUUUCAUGACGUACAUCUUGACCAAUGGGCUGUCAGGAUUUUCUCUGGAGAUUCUACAGCCCGGGUUGCUUAUAUGGGAAGUAAUGAGGUCUCACAUAUGGGAUCGUGGGAGGAAGACCCGACCAUAUCUUACUUCCCUACCUUAUUACCGUACAAUUCCUUUUGUUUCACUCUGCAUGUUGAUCGGCAUGGUGUAUGCAGUUGUGUCACCAUUGCUCCUUCCAUUUCUGGUUGGCUAUUUUUGUCUGGGCUACAUCGUGUUCAUAAACCAGAUUAAAGAUGUGUAUAUAACUACUUAUGAAACAUGUGGCCAGUAUUGGCCCUACAUUCAUCACUACAUCCUGGUUGCAAUCGUGAUCAUGCAGAUAACGAUGAUCGGUCUAUUUGGACUCAAAUCGAAGCCCGCAGCUUCUUUUUGCACAGUACCUCUCUUGGUCCUCACUCUGCUCUUCAACGAAUACUGCAAGGCUUGCUUCCUACCCACGUUCUACCAGUUCUCAGUCAAGGAUGCAAGGGACAGGGACGAUUUUGAUGAAAAAACGGACUUGAUGGAACCCAACAUACAAAACGCCAUCGAGGCAUACAGCCCUCCCUGUUUGCGGCCACUGGAUCUUGAAGAUGGGGAAUCAAGUUCGAUGCAGCCACUAAUAAAUGCCACCACGUAAAACUUUCUACUUCACACUUCACUAGUUUUCUACACAUUGUUUUUCUGCUGCAUGAGUUUGGCAGAUGACAUACAGAACGAUGA
Salvia splendens (bonfire salvia) is the source of this 2227-nucleotide messenger RNA. RefSeq names its product CSC1-like protein At3g54510. Gene Ontology annotation, molecular function: calcium-activated cation channel activity. Bases 12 to 2144 code for a protein of 710 amino acids. The transcript is spliced from 10 exons. Gene Ontology annotation, cellular component: plasma membrane. The record is from RefSeq and is a predicted model, not a curated record. NCBI's taxonomy places the organism in Eukaryota, Viridiplantae, Streptophyta, Magnoliopsida, Lamiales, Lamiaceae.